Messenger RNA from Argentina anserina (silverweed cinquefoil), 1881 nucleotides. Its product is annotated as ammonium transporter 1 member 1. Lineage: Eukaryota; Viridiplantae; Streptophyta; Magnoliopsida; Rosales; Rosaceae. Gene Ontology annotation, molecular function: ammonium channel activity. Gene Ontology annotation, cellular component: plasma membrane. Gene Ontology annotation, biological process: ammonium homeostasis; ammonium transmembrane transport. The record is from RefSeq and is a predicted model, not a curated record. Bases 40 to 1503 code for a protein of 487 amino acids. The transcript has a single exon.
UCCUACUUCGGAACUCAUCGAUCAGAGUCAGGGUCUCCAAUGGCGUCUGUAUGCUUGGCUUCGGACCUGGCCCAACUCCUGGGCCCAAACGGCACCGCCGCCGCAGACUUCAUCUGCAGCAAGUUCGUCGACACUUCCUACGCCAUCGACACGACCUACCUCCUCUUCUCCGCCUACCUCGUCUUCUCCAUGCAGCUCGGCUUCGCCAUGCUCUGCGCCGGCUCCGUCCGCGCCAAGAACACCAUGAACAUCAUGCUCACCAACGUCCUCGACGCCGCCGCCGGUGGCCUCUUCUACUACCUCUUCGGCUUCGCCUUCGCCUUCGGCGGUCCCUCCAACGGCUUCAUCGGCCGCCACUUCUUCGGCCUCAAAGAAGUCCCCAACUCCUCCUUCGACUACAGCCACUUCCUCUACCAAUGGGCCUUCGCCAUCGCCGCCGCCGGCAUCACCUCCGGCUCCAUCGCCGAGCGCACUCAGUUCGUCGCUUACUUAAUCUACUCCUCCUUCCUCACCGGCUUCGUCUACCCCGUCGUCUCCCACUGGUUCUGGUCCCCCGACGGCUGGGCCAGCGCCUUCAACUCCGGCAACCUUCUGUUCGGCUCCGGCGUCAUCGACUUCGCCGGCUCCGGCGUCGUCCACAUGGUCGGAGGCAUCGCCGGACUUUGGGGAGCUUUUAUCGAAGGCCCGAGGAUCGGCCGGUUCGACCAUUCCGGCCGCUCAGUCGUGCUCCGCGGCCACAGCGCCACCCUUGUCGUCCUCGGAACCUUUCUCCUCUGGUUCGGCUGGUACGGCUUCAACCCCGGCUCGUUCAACAAGAUUCUAGUCUCCUACGGCGGCUCUUACUACGGCCAGUGGUCCGCCGUCGGAAGAACCGCCGUCACCACCACCCUCGCCGGAUGUACCGCCGCGCUGACGACUCUCUUCGGAAAACGCAUCCUCUCCGGCCACUGGAACGUCACCGACGUCUGCAACGGGCUGCUCGGGGGCUUCGCCGCCAUCACCGCCGGCUGCUCCGUCGUAGAGCCCUGGGCCGCGAUCAUCUGCGGCUUCGUCGCCGCCGUGGUCCUCGUCUCCUGCAACAAGCUCGCGGAGAAGCUCAAGUACGACGAUCCUCUGGAGGCGGCGCAGCUCCACGGCGGGUGCGGCGCGUGGGGGAUCAUAUUCACCGCGCUUUUCGCGAGCGAGAAAUACGUGGGGGAAAUAUACGGGUCGGGCCGGCCGUAUGGGCUGUUCAUGGGGGGCGGAGGGAGGCUGUUGGGGGCCCAUUUGGUGCAGAUAGUGGUGAUAAUCGGGUGGGUCAGCGCCACCAUGGGUCCUCUGUUCUUCAUUCUCCACAAGCUGAAGCUGCUGAGGAUUUCGGAGGAGGAUGAGUUGGCGGGUAUGGAUAUGACCCGGCACGGCGGGUUUGCUUACGUCUACCAUGACGAAGACGACUCACCGAAACCGGCUGGGAUUCAACUCAGAAGAGUAGAGCCGAGUUCUUCUACACCCACUUCCGUUUGAUUUUUCUUCAAUUUUUAAUUAUGGGUUUUUGUUUUUGAAUAUUAGAUGUUUGACUGUCUAAUAUGAAUUUGUGUAAGAUAAUGGAGAAUGUAAUUUGUGGUUAAUUUGUGCAUGUUUGAAGAAUGGAAGAUAAGGAACUACUUGACUAAUGGUUCGCCACCCUGCUUUCUUUGAUUCAAAUUGCUAAAUGGUUUGGCGAACCGGGUCCGAUUUCAAGCUGGUCGAUGUCUGGUUUGAUGUACCGAGAUAUAGAAAUAGACCAAUUGCGUAUGAUGGUAAAUCGGAGUUGAUUUCAAGAUCUUUGCUAUGAUGAUGUAUCGAAAUAUUGAAAUUAGUUUGAUUUCAAUUUAGUCUACAUUCAAGAAGUUUCAAGUGGUU